Chara braunii is the source of this 1345-nucleotide messenger RNA. Lineage: Eukaryota; Viridiplantae; Streptophyta; Charophyceae; Charales; Characeae. The record is from the annotation of a GenBank genome assembly.
UGCGCGUCCGUGUGCGUGUGCGCGUGUGCUUGGCAGAGAGGAAGGGAGAGAGAGAGAGAACAUGAGCAGUGUGCUGUCCGCCAAGAGUCGAACCUAUUUUUCAGUCAAUGGAGCGGUAACCAACUCCGCGCGGAAGAGGUGGCACGAAGCGGUGGGGUAUUCCCUUCCCAGAUGUGAGCUGUGAGUUGUGAGUUUGACUAACUGCUGCCCAUGGAGCAUCUUCAGCGAGCACUCCAUCUGAUGAUCAGUAGACGCUCCUAUGCAGACUUACAAAUGGUGAUGGUUUUGCAAACACCAUCACCAUAACAAGCUACCUGCGCUACGCUAGGAGCCUCCAACCUGUUUCUCAAACGUCUUUACAACCUGCUGAUCUCCUACUCUCUCUCUCUCUCUCUCUCUCUCUCUCUCUCUCUCUCUCUCUCUCUCUCUCUCUCUCUCUCUCUCUCUCUCUCUCUCUCUCUCCCCUCUUGCAUCCCCCUCCACGCACGCAUAUAUGCGCAUGUGUAGCAUUGGUUUCCUGUGUUUGUCCUAGUCUUAUCAGUGUAUUCAGUCGAUUGCGGAUGAUCUCUUUCCUGAUCUGUUGUUGCGGUCGACCUUGUUUAGGUAGAAGAGGAGCCCAUUGGAGUUCUUUUCUCAUAUUUAAGCAGGAGAGGGAGCAGAGGAGGAGACAAGGAGGAGGAGGAGACAAGGAGGAAGAGGAGGAGCAGGAGAAGAAGGCGUGGAAAGGAGGAGCAGGAGGAGAGGAGGAGAGGCAAAUUGAUGUUGUUAGAUCAACAGAAGAAGGUGACAUGGAGAAAGAAGCGUCUUCAUGUGCUGGCAAAGGGAUGGCAGAAGAAGAUACGGACACAGCAGGGUGUGUGGGAUUGAGCAGAGCGUAUGCGAUUGGAGGAACAUCGUUGCACUCUCAGUCGAUGUCGGCAGUGUCAUCGCUCCCUCUCUCAAGAGUGAAGCGGCUGAUUAAGAGUGAAGGCGGUGUACAGCUAGUGACUGCAGAGGCGAACAUUCUGAUUACGAAGGCAACAGAGCUAUUUUUAGAAUCCUUUGUCGAGCGCGCUUAUGAAAGAAUGCUCGAAGACACUAGAUACAGUUUACAAUACAACGACGUUGCACACGCUGUGGCUGGCGACCAUCGUCUUGAUUUCCUCUCUGACAUCAUACCGCAGAAGGUGCUUGUCUCAAAGCUCUUGCCUUCUUUGCAGCCCCCUCCCCCAGCAGGUAUUUCUGAGGCAAAGGAGAUGGAGAAAGGCAAUGGGGUUAAGGCAAAGGCAGAAUUCUGAAUAUAUUUCUCUCAGCUGGCUGGUGAUUGAAGUGAAGUCAUGCCCCAAGGGUGUUUGUGCCGAAAACC